Boleophthalmus pectinirostris (great blue-spotted mudskipper) is the source of this 2527-nucleotide messenger RNA. Its product is annotated as interferon-induced GTP-binding protein Mx-like. Gene Ontology annotation, molecular function: microtubule binding; GTPase activity; GTP binding. The record is from RefSeq and is a predicted model, not a curated record. NCBI's taxonomy places the organism in Eukaryota, Metazoa, Chordata, Actinopteri, Gobiiformes, Gobiidae. The transcript has 13 exons. Gene Ontology annotation, biological process: defense response to virus. The coding region runs from base 453 to 2129 and encodes 558 amino acids. Gene Ontology annotation, cellular component: cytoplasm; microtubule; membrane.
UCCGGAACACCGGGACUGGGUCAGUUGCCACCGGGCCGGAGCUCUCGCUGCUGCCGCCGGGGCCAGGCAAAGGAUAAAGUCUAUCCGCCUUUGCCCGCUCGUUUCUGGGUGUAAAAGUUUGACCUGGGCGUAGCGCAGAGGCAGAAGUCUACCUAGUGUCCCAGUGCUAAUAUGGACUGGUGUAACUUUCAGAUUUAAGUAGCAAGUGGGAUUAAGUUUUAGUUUUACAACCAGCUCGUGCAUUCGGCUCCGGGACCUCGCGUCACGGACCAGACUGGACCGGGAUUUGAACCAGUUUGAUCUCUUCAUAUUGGACAAUAGACUUUUGGAGACAGAACCAAUAGGACAGUGGAUAGAGGAAACACUCUGCUUCAGUCUCUGUAGAAGCGCUGACGCAAAAGGCUGAGCGACCGAGGAUAAAAGCAGGAAGCUACUUAGUUCCAAACAUCAGCAUGGAGUCUUUGCAUCCUGACAGAAUGCGAUCCUACAUCGACGUUGUAGAUUUGCUCCGUCCUCUGAAGCAGGACCUGGCGCUGCCCACUAUCGCCGUCAUCGGAGACCACAACUCGGGGAAGAGCUCUGUGCUGGAGGCGCUCUGUGGGGUGCCGCUGCCAAGAGGGCUAGAAAACACUGUACAUCUAAGAAUGAACAAAACAAAAGGAAGUGAAUGGUAUGCCAUAUUCAAGUACCGCAAACAGUCAAGCUCGUCAUUUGAGGAGAAAAUAAUACAUCACCGCAAGGAUGUGGCAGAGACAGUAAGAAUACCUUGGAACUACAUGCACAGUGGCAUGUUUAUUCUGGAAAUUUUCUCUCCUGAUGUACAAGACCUGACACUCAUUGCUCUUCCCAGUAUCCCCACUGAUGAAGGAUAUGAACAAACUAAGAACAAGAUAAAAACACACAUAAUGGAGUUCACCACAAACCCUGAGUGCAUCAUUUUAAUGGUGGUCCCUUGUAAUGUGGACAUAACUACAACAGAGGCUUUCAAGUUGGCCCAGGAGGUGGAUCCUGAUGGAGAGAGAACUUUGGGUAUCUUGACCAAACCUGAUCUUGUUGACCAAGAUAAGGAAAAGGACAUUGUUGCCAUUGUCCAAAACAAGUUCAUCAAGUUAAAGAAAGGAUUUAUGAUUGUAAGAUGCUAUGAUCAAACUAAAAAUUCAGUUAUGGAUCCCAUUGAGAAAGAACAAACCUUUUUUAAAGAUCAUGCUCUUUUCAAAUCUUUUUAUGAUGAUGGAUUUGCUACAUUUCCUAAACUGUCUGAAAGACUCUGCAAGGAGCUGAUGCAACAAACUGAGAAAAACCUUCCUCAACUAAAAGAAUAUGUAAAGAAAGAGCUUCUGGAGGCUAAUGCUGCACUAAAGAGACUUGGAGACGCACCUCCAUCUGAUGAAGCUGACAAACUGACUUUCCUCACUAAUAAACUUACCAAGUUCAUUCAAGAUGUAAUGAGACUCACAACAGGGGAUCUAAUGGAUCUCACAGACCAAAAUGUAUUUGAUGUAUGGAGAAAAAUUGUCAAGGACUCUGAUGAAUCAUUUCAGUGUAAAUUGGAGGUGGAGUUGGCCCAUCAACAGUCAGAGGUCAGUAACUUUGAGACACUGGAGCAUUUGAUUAAACACCAAAUCAAACUUCUGGAGGAUCCUGCUCUUUUCACACUCAACAACAUGACAGAAAUUGUUAGGAAUGAGUUACUGAAGCUGAUGGAGAACCAUUUUUUGGGAUUCAACAACCUCAUCUGCAAAGUAAAGAGUACAAUUUCUGAUGUGACUUCAAAAAAACAAAUGGCAGCAGAGUCAUGGCUGAGGACUCACCUCAGGAUGGAGCAGUUUGAAGUUCAGGCAGAGGCCAGCAGGUGUAAACAAAAGACAGAGAAGAAAAGAGGCACUGCAACACAACUUUACUCAUAUUAUCAGACUGUCUGUCAGCGAUUGGCCUGCCAUAUCCCAAUGAUGAUCCGCUUCUACAUGUUCAAAGAAUUAUCCACUGAACUGCAGACAAAACUAUUGCAAAUUCUGAAUGACACUAAAGUCUCAAAUUUGCUUAAUUACAACUUAGUAGGACUAAGACGGGAAACUGAGAGAAGCUUCAUUCCUCUGACAAAGGCACAGAUUAUGUUGUUAAAAUUGUAAAGCAUCCCAUUUAAUGACAGAUAAAAUGACUGAAUUACUCCAAGAGUAAUUAAGUCCCUUAAAAGAUUUUUGUCUUUUAAGCACUUGUCUUUGAAUUCUGUUUUGCGUACUGCUUUUCCUUCACACUGUUUAAGAGAUAUUUCAUUUAGAAAAUCAGUUUGCCAAUCUUGGCUGGUCAUAUUGGUCUAAUAAUGUAAUAACUGCAAUCAAAGUAGUAAACUCCAUGCAAUGGUUUUGAAUUACAUUUUUAAGAUGUAUUUUUCUACAGCCUAAAUAUGUUUGUUAUAUGAUUAAAUAUGUUAAUGAAACCUGUUUGUCACCACUCCACAAUGCACAUUCUUUGCCUAUGUUGCAUUAUGCUUCAAGUACUUUUGAUAAUAAAUAAAAAAGAAAAUACA